Messenger RNA from Acanthamoeba castellanii str. Neff, 4224 nucleotides. Its product is annotated as RhoGEF domain containing protein. The coding region runs from base 1 to 4224 and encodes 1407 amino acids. Gene Ontology annotation, molecular function: guanyl-nucleotide exchange factor activity. The transcript is spliced from 17 exons. Lineage: Eukaryota; Discosea; Longamoebia; Acanthamoebidae. The record is from RefSeq and is a predicted model, not a curated record.
AUGAUGCCAGCGGGACGCUCGGGUGGCGGGCCACCGCUCUCGGGCGGGGGUAUGAUGGCGCCCAUGUCUGGCGGCGGUGGGGCCAUGAUGGCGCCCAUGUCGGGAGGCAGCAGCAUCGGCGGCAUGCCGCCCCUGAUGCCCAACGUCGUCUCGCCCGCGGGACAUCAUCCACACCACCACCACCACCAGGCGCAGGCCGCCUAUCCGCAGCAGGCCAGCCCCAUGGGCUCCUGGGGCUUCCCGACCAACGCGGCCACCUCCCUCCAGGCCCCACUCCAGCCCGCCGUCCUUCAUCAGCCUCAUCAGCCGCACUCCCAGCACCACCAGCAGGGGAUACCAAUGCCGAUGCAGCCGCAGCCCGUGUACCAGCCCCAGCAGCAGCAGCACCCGUCGAUGCAGCCGCAGGCGCCGUUCUCGCUGGGCGGCCCGCCCGGCUCGCAGGGACCGUACGGUCACCACCUCCCGAGCCCGCUCCAGCCGACCCCCGUCGGCGGGCACCCGGCGGCGGCGGCCGGGUGGAAUGCUACGGCGGCGCAGCACCAGCAGCACCUGGCCUAUGGUGGUAGCGGUGGACUGCACUACGCGUCGCCGCCGACCUCGCACGGCAGCGGCGGCUCGCCCUCGCACUCCUCGUACUCAUCGCCGCCCUCGUCGACUUCGUCGUCGUCCACCACUUCGCCCUCGCCCUCGCCCUCGUCCACGUCGACAAUGAUGGCCAGCGGCGUCGGCUUCGGCUAUGGAGGCGGCGUCGGCGUCGGUGUCGGGAGCGCUGGCGGCGGUAACGGCUCGUUCAGGCUGGACGAGGCGCAGGAGCGGAUGCGACAGCAGCACGAGCAGAUCAGGGCCGAGGAGCGCCUCAAGCAGCAGCAGCUCCACGUCAAGAUGCUGCAGGAGGAGCAGCAGCGACAUCUGCGCGAAGAGCAGGAGCGGGAGCGGAUCGAGGCGGAGAAGCGCAAGGCCGAACGCGAGGCGCUGCGGCAGGAGGAGGAGCGCAAGCGGCUCGAGGCCCAGCGGGAGCAGGAGCGGCAGCAGGAGGCGCUGCGCGCCGAGCAGAUGCGCAUCUUCGAGGAGGUCAGGCAGGCCCAGCUUCGGCAGCAGCAUGAGCAGGAACUGCAGCACCAGCGACAGCAGCAGGAACAGUUUGAGCAACAGCAGAAGAUGAUACAAGAGCAACAGCGACAGCAGGAACAGCUGCGCCUCGAACGGAUCCGCUUCGAGGAGGAGCAGAGGCGCGAGGAGGAGGCCGCCCGGCUGCAGCAGGAGAGGGUCAAGCAAGAAGAGGAACGGAAGCGACAGGACUUGCUGCGUCAGGAGCAGCUGAGGCAGGAGCAGUUCGCCCUGGAACAAAAGAGGCGCGAGGACGCCCUGCAGGAGAAGCGAAGGCAGGAGCAGCUGCUGCUGGCCCAGCAGGAGAAGCUUCGCCGUGAGCAAGAAGAAGUGGAACAGGAGAAGCUCAGGGCCGAGCAGCGGCUCAACAGCGAGCGAAUGCAGCAGGAGAAGGAGCGGCUGGCGGAGGAGGUGCGGCAGCAGCAGGAGCGGCUGCGGCUCGCCCAAGAGGAGAUCCAGCGCGAGAAGGAGAAGAUGGCCAUCGAGCUCAUGCGCGAGCAGCAGCGGAUUCAGGAGGAGCGACAGCGGCUCCAGGCCGAGCACGAGAAGCUGCGGCAGGAGCGCAUGGAGCGCGAGCGCCUCGAGGAGGAGAGCCGCGUGCGGCACCAAGAGCGCGUGCGGCAGCACCAGGAGCAGCUGGCGCGGCAGCAGGAGGCCAUCCGCCAGCAGCAGCAGCAACAGGUGGCCCACCUGCGCCAGCAGCAGGAGCAGAUGAUGCGGAGCCAGGCCCAGGCCCAAGCUCAGCCCCAGCCCCAGCCCCAGCCCCAGGUGAGCCGAACCCAGACGGCUCCGAUUCUCUCCCGGCGGCCCACGCCCCAGGCGCCCCCCGUGCCCACGAACGCGAGCUCGUGGUCGCCAUUCGGACCGACGUCGGCGGCGGCCGAAGAGCGGCCCGGAGAGAUGAAACCCCGGCCACGCGCCUCUGUGGGGAGCGCCAUACUCUCUCGCCCGCCGCCGCACGGCAGCGGCACGGGCUCCCCGAACAAGGCCUCCACGCUGGACAGCCCGUUUGGCGGCACUUCUGCUGCCGGUGGCGGCGGCGGGGGCGGCAGGGGCGGCAGUGCCAUCCACCAGCGUCCGAUCUCGCCGCCGAACGCGGCCCAACAAGUCACGCGGCACCCGCGGAAGCCCAGGCACCCGGGCGCGCCGGCGCCGAUCGGUGCGCUCCCCGGCAGCCAGGAGCGACAGAUCCAGGCCGACGCGAUGGCGUCGUACGAGGCAUACGCGGCCGAGAUCGCGCGCAAGCACCGGGUGUCCGACCGCGCCGAGAUCAUGACCGCCGACACCAUGUUCGACUCCUCGGCGUUCGAGAACAAGCUCGACCUUUAUGAGGACCACAACGAGCAGCGGAGCGCGUAUUACGAUGACAGCAGCGAUGACGAGAACGGCUUCUACAACGGCAACAAGCGGAGCGAGACCAACCCGCCGCAGCCUCGCAGCGGCUCGAUCCUCGGUGUCCGAAGCCCACAGCAGCAGCAACCGGCGGGCCGCACGUUGAUCUCCCACAAGACCGGACCCGCCGCGACCUCGGGCAGCGCAGUGCCCCCGAAACGCGUGCCCAAGCCCAUCGUCGCCCUCCGAACGGGACCGGCCGGCGCCCCGUCGCACUGGGAGAAGGACGCCGGCGUAGUCAAGGCCAAGGACAUACCGGGGGCACGGCCCCUGCCCUGUGUCCCGGGCGACCACAACAGGCGACGCAGCACGGGUUCAGCCGAGGGCGAGGACGGUGACGACGAUGACAAUAACAACGAAAAGAAUGAAGGGAACGCGGAGAAGAAGGGCGGCCUGCGCGCCCUGGUAAAGCACCACACGGGUGCGCUCAAGCGUUCCCCUCGUGCGCCCAUCUACAACGACACCGAGCAGCAGCCGCCACCGCAGCAGCACCCGCGCAGUGCCGGCUUUUCGCAUCUCAACGCCUCCGUCGACAGCGCCCACGCCCUCAUCGAAGAACUUCAGGAGGUGACGGGCCACAAGGAGGAGGGACAGCCCCGCUCGGCGCCCCUGCCGCGAGCUGUGAGGCAGCUCCCGACGCCAUCGCACACGUCGCCACCACCGGCCACGCCUCCCCGCAGUGCCAGCAAGUCCCUCCCGCCCGUGCCGGUCAAGAACCCUCCCACCGCUGCACUGCGCACACGCGUGGCUCGCGAAAUCUAUUCGUCCGAGCUGGUCUACGUCCAGAGUCUGGGCGUCACGAUCGACGUCUUUUUGAAGCCUCUGCGAAGGGCCGCCGAGCAGAGCAAGCCGAUCAUUUUGUCAGCCGACAUCGCGUCGGUGUUCGGCAACCUGGAGGAGAUCUACGCCUACCACCUGCAGAUGGUCUCCAAGCUCGAGUCGCGCAUCACCCGGUGGAACAUCGAGACCCAGAUCGGCGACACCUUUUUGGACAUGAAACAAGACUUUAUCAUGCUGUACAGUUCAUACAUAAACCACUACGACCAGGCCCUGGAGACGAUCGGGCGAUGCAAGGACCUCAAGACGUGGCGGGCCUUCAUCCAGCGCUGCAACCAGCACCCCGAGUGCGGCGGCCUCUCGCUCGAGUCGUUCCUCAUCCUGCCCGUGCAGAGGGUCACGCGCUACGUCAUCCUCCUCCGGGACCUGCGGCAGAAGACGCCGGAGAACCACGUCGACUACCAGAACAUCAACGCCGCGCAGACGUACAUGGACAACAUCUGCUAUCAGGUCAAUGAGAACAAGCGUAGCGCCGAGAACCUGAAGAAGCAAAUGGACGUCCUUGCGUCGUUGCAAGCAAAGAUGAAGCCCAAGGACAUGGUGCGAGACCUGGUCGAUCAGAAUCGUGUGUUCGUCAAGCAGGUGGUGGUCACCCUCUAUGAUCAGGACAGCGACAAGAGACGCGAGGUGUGCUUGUUUGUGUUCAACGAUCAGCUGCUGGUGACGAAGGGCGACAUCAAGAAGGACCGCUUCCAAAUCAUCGCCAAAUUCACGCGCGACGACAUCAACUUCCGCCUCGAAAUCAUGGCUGACACUGACGACUUCAUGGGACAACAGAUAAAGAACGCCUUCGUGCUGCACACGCCACGAGUGUCCUAUCUCUUCUUCUGCAUCUCGGCCGAGGAGCGCAAUCUUCUCUUCGAGCAGAUAAGGUCCAUCUUCAGAUGA